This is a messenger RNA of Histoplasma mississippiense, 2190 nucleotides long. RefSeq lists its product as hypothetical. NCBI's taxonomy places the organism in Eukaryota, Fungi, Ascomycota, Eurotiomycetes, Onygenales, Ajellomycetaceae. The transcript is spliced from 4 exons. Bases 1 to 2190 code for a protein of 729 amino acids. Gene Ontology annotation, cellular component: membrane. Gene Ontology annotation, biological process: transmembrane transport. The record is from RefSeq and is a predicted model, not a curated record.
AUGGCAGAGAAAUCAGACGAGGAUGUCCUGAACACGGGCGAUAUUAGGAAUUGGCGGUCAAUUGUGACCCUCCUUGUCUUCAUUGUCACAAAUAUCGUCGUUCUGGCCCCCUUUCACCUUCCGAUAUACGUCCCCCGGCGCCUUGUGGAGAGCAUCGUCGAUGCUCUCAGUGCGCUGCGAAUAAUACCCGGCAGGAAACCGCGGUUUCAGCAUGAUCCCGCUUCUGAUGGUGAGGAGCCGGAUGAUGAUAAUGAUGAUGAUGAUGAUGAUGAUCAGAACGGCAAAGUGAAACGCAAGCCUUUUGUACGAUGGAACUUCCCCAUGAAUUUUGUAACUGCGCCCUUGAUAGCGGACCUUUUCCUGCUGGCAAUUCUAGCUAUAGGCCUCGAGGAAGUGCGUGGCGGGACGCUGGGAGCGAACAACAUAUCCCCGCUUGAUAUCAUGGCUUUCUUCAUUACGCUGGCCUACAUUGCUAUUUCAAUCGACGCGUCUGGGCUUAUUAGGUUCCUGGCAUUCAAGGUGCUUCAAAAGGGAGGCAAGGUCGGGCACCGGCUUUUUUUCUACCUCUACACGUUCUUCUUCGGUCUGGGAAGCUUCAUUGGCAAUGACCCCAUUGUUCUUUCUGGAACUGCGUUCCUCGCCUACAUGACGAGGGUGUCAAGCAAUAUCAUUCAUCCCCGAGCCUGGAUCCAUACGCAGUUCGCUGUGGCCAACAUCGCGUCCGCAAUUCUCGUCUCCUCCAACCCAACCAACCUAGUCCUCGCGGGUGCCUUCGAGAUCAAAUUCAUUGUCUACACAGCACACAUGAUCGUUCCAGUGGUUGCCACAGCCAUUGUCUUAUUUCCAUUCUUGUUAUACAUCAUCUUUGCUGAUCCGGCCUUGAUCCCAUAUUCCAUUGAGAUGCACGAGCUGUCAGAGGAAGCAAAAGCCAAGAAGCCCGUGAAUCCUAACAUUCCUCAUGCUCGCGGAUUGUCUGAGGAGGAUGAAGCCAAUGCGAAUGAUGACCAGGUGAAGCUUCUUUCCCUAGAGGAAAUUAUGAACCCUUUCCUGGACAAAGGCGGUGCGGCUUUCGGAGCUGUCAUCAUGACAGCCACUCUUGUUACUCUGCUGGCUCUCAAUGCUGCAACUCAGAAUAAUGGCCAUCAUCCUAUUUUUUGGGUUACUUUGCCUGCCGCAUUUGUUAUGUUUUGCUGGGAUGUCGCAUUCGGAUGGUACAACCGGCACGAGACUCGUGAGAUUGCUCGCAGAGGUCGACAGGAGGUUGAGAAUGCUCGAAUCGAACAUAUGCUUAGGGCAGAGGAAGAAAUGCGACUUGCGGCUCUAGCGCAGAAAGAGCGGGAUUCGAUAGAUGUGUAUGAGGUCCCUCUAGUGCUCACACAGUCGCCAGAGCCUCAGCCCAGCCAUGAUGGCCGCCGUGAUGCUGGUGGCGGGGGCGGAGUCAGUAUUUCGAAUACUGAUGACGAUAUCACGUUGGAGGUAGAUGCUUCCAAGCAUGUUCCCAUAAUCCUUACCUCUGAGAAAGGUGACCAACCAACCCUCGUCUCAACACCUCCCCGUGAACCAUCACCAUCGUCUGACCGUGGACCAGCAACGCUCGUCUCGCUCCUUAAGAACGCCUACCGAUGGACACAGGAUACAUUCCCUACUGUCACAGCUGUAGUGGCCCACCUACCCUUCGCUCUUGUGCCGUUUGCAUUCACCAUGUUCGUGCUUGUCCAAGCGCUUGUCACCAAAGGUUGGGUGCCCGUGUUUGCUUAUGGAUGGGACCACUGGGUGAACAAAACAGGCACAGUCGGUGCCAUCGGCGGCAUGGGCUUUCUAUCUGUGAUAUUGUGUAACUUUGCCGGCACCAAUAUCGGCACCACAAUUCUCCUCUCCCGCGUCAUCCAAGCUUGGCAAAAAAUCCACGAGGUAAACCAAACCCCAAUAUCUGACCGUACAUUCUGGGCGACCGUGUACAGCAUGGCAAUUGGUGUCAACUAUGGCGCGUUCAGCACUGCAUUUAGUGCUUCCCUCGCUGGCUUGCUCUGGAGAGACAUCCUCGCCCGGAAGCACAUCAGAGUUCGGAGCCUCGACUUUGCACGAGUUAAUCUUCCCAUCAUUGCCAUCUCCAUGGCUGUUGGCCUUUCUGUCCUUAUUGGAGAGGUUUAUAUUGUCAGAGACAACACUCCCUACAAGCCUGCGGUAUGA